This is a messenger RNA of Quercus robur (English oak), 1278 nucleotides long. RefSeq lists its product as uncharacterized. Bases 1 to 1278 code for a protein of 425 amino acids. The transcript has a single exon. NCBI's taxonomy places the organism in Eukaryota, Viridiplantae, Streptophyta, Magnoliopsida, Fagales, Fagaceae. The record is from RefSeq and is a predicted model, not a curated record.
AUGAAGCCCAAGUUCCACAAUCUAUGGAUGGUCACCGUGUACAAGGGUCCUCACACGUGUAUACGGACUGGGGUGCGAAAUGAUGGUAGAAUGAUGAGUUGUAAAUUUAUUGCAGAGAACAUCCUUAAGAAGUUAUGUGAGGAUCACACUAUCCCAAUUAAGCAUCUCAGAUCUAUGAUAGAGUCGAAAUAUGAGGGACAAAAGCCUUCUUACUACAAGGUGUGGGAUGCGAAACAAAAGGCGAUUGGGAAGAUGUUUGGGAAUUGGGAAGAGUCUUAUCAAAGGUUGCAAAAGUUGCUAAUGGCAUAUAUUGAUCAGGAUCCGACUACCCAGGUGUUCUAUCGUACCACAUCCACCGGUGAAGAUGACACAGUAUUUUUGAAUUAUGUGUUUUGGUCUUUCGGUCCAAGCAUUGAUGGAUUCAAAUAUUGCAAGCCGGUUAUCAGUAUUGAUGGGACCCAUCUGUAUGGUAAAUAUCAGGGAAAGUUGUUGGUUGCAAUGGCAACCGACGCUAACAACAAGGUAUUCCCUCUUGCCUUUGCUAUUGUGGAUUCUAAGUCAAGGUCUAGUUGGAGGUGGUUUUUACAAUGCCUCAGAGAUGCGAUUGGCCGCAUGAUACCUAACGAAGGCAUUUGCAUAAUUUCUGACCGACAUCUCGAUAUCAAAAACGCCAUUGCAAACUGGCCUAGAAGGGAUGAUGGAAGAGCACUGGUAUUUCAUAGAUAUUGCCUUCGACAUGUUGCUAGCAACUUUAACACACAUUUUCAGAACUCAACUCUGAAGUCAGCGGCGUUGAAAGCCGGAUAUGCUAGUCAGGCAGUGAAAUUUACCUCCAUAAUGGAGACCAUUAAGCAGGCGGAAAUUGAGGCCAUUAGAAAUAAGAAGAAGUUGACGAGGAAGGAUGGCAAGGAAAAGAAUCAAGAUUAUCUUCCAUACACAUACCUAAUGGGCGAGUCUGUGGAUAUGUGGACCCAGUCACAUGAUGGUGGGAGACGUUUUGGGGCAAUGACAACCAAUAUAUCAGAGUGCUUCAAUGGUGUAUUGAAAGGUGCACGGGGCCUUCCUAUUGCCGCAUUGGUUGAGUUCACUUGGAACAAACUUGUCAGUUAUAUCCACGACCGUCGCAAAGAAUACCUUUUUGAGUUCUCAGAGGGUAAGAAAUGGAGUAAAUAUGCCUUCUCCAAGUGGGAUGAGAAUAAGAGUAAAUCUGAGAAACAUUAUCUCAAGCCAUUUAGCAAUGAAGAGCUGAUAUUUCAAAUAGUUACCCAACUACUAUAG